AUGAAGCGGCAGAACGUGCGCACGCUGUCGCUCAUCGCCUGCACCUUCACCUACCUGCUGGUGGGCGCCGCCGUGUUCGACGCCCUCGAGUCCGACCACGAGAUGCGCGAGGAGGAGAAGCUGAAGGCGGAGGAGGUGCGCAUCCGCGGCAAGUACAACAUCAGCACGGACGACUACCGGCAGCUCGAGCUGGUCAUCCUGCAGUCCGAGCCGCACCGCGCCGGCGUCCAGUGGAAAUUCGCCGGCUCCUUCUACUUCGCCAUCACCGUCAUCACCACCAUCGGUUACGGGCACGCGGCCCCCGGCACGGACGCCGGCAAGGCCUUCUGCAUGUUCUACGCGGUGCUGGGCAUCCCGCUGACGCUGGUCAUGUUCCAGAGCCUGGGCGAGCGCAUGAACACGUUCGUGCGCUACCUGCUGAAGCGCAUCAAGAAGUGCUGCGGCAUGCGCAACACCGAGGUCUCCAUGGAGAACAUGGUGACGGUGGGCUUCUUCUCGUGCAUGGGCACGCUGUGCAUCGGCGCGGCCGCCUUCUCCCAGUGCGAGGACUGGAGCUUCUUCCACGCCUACUACUACUGCUUCAUCACGCUCACCACCAUCGGCUUCGGGGACUACGUGGCGCUGCAGAGCCAGGGCGCGCUGCAGCGCAAGCCCUUCUACGUGGCCUUCAGCUUCAUGUACAUCCUGGUGGGGCUCACCGUCAUCGGCGCCUUCCUCAACCUGGUGGUCCUGCGCUUCCUCACCAUGAACGGCGACGACGAGGACCCCGAGGGCGGCGACCCCGCGCUCCCGGGGAACCCCGGCAGCCUGGUGAUCCAGGUGUCCGAGGAGCCCAGCCGGCCCCUGCGGCGGCGCCGCGCCCUGGCCGCGGGGGGCGGGGACCCGCUCUCCGCCUGCGCCUGCUCCUGCUACCGCCCGGCCCUGCGCCUGGCCCGCGCCAAGCUGGCGCCCCAGGCGGUGCAGUCCGUCUCCUACCGCGUGGAAGAGCUGUCGCCCGGCACCCUGAGGAACAGCCUGCUGCCGUCGCCGCUCAGCUCCGCCUCGCCCGGCGGGGCCGCCUGCCACCCCGCCGCCGCCGCCGAGGGCGACGUCCUGCCGCUGGGCCGCCACCGCCACCGCCGCCAGUCCGUCUAG
Perognathus longimembris pacificus (Pacific pocket mouse) is the source of this 1134-nucleotide messenger RNA. It is a transcript of the gene Kcnk9, whose product is annotated as potassium two pore domain channel subfamily K member 9. The transcript has 3 exons. Gene Ontology annotation, biological process: potassium ion transmembrane transport; stabilization of membrane potential. Gene Ontology annotation, molecular function: potassium ion leak channel activity. Lineage: Eukaryota; Metazoa; Chordata; Mammalia; Rodentia; Heteromyidae. Gene Ontology annotation, cellular component: membrane. The coding region runs from base 1 to 1134 and encodes 377 amino acids. The record is from RefSeq and is a predicted model, not a curated record.